Trichoderma citrinoviride is the source of this 1533-nucleotide messenger RNA. Its product is annotated as MFS general substrate transporter. The record is from RefSeq and is a predicted model, not a curated record. Gene Ontology annotation, biological process: plasma membrane lactate transport. The transcript is spliced from 3 exons. Lineage: Eukaryota; Fungi; Ascomycota; Sordariomycetes; Hypocreales; Hypocreaceae. Gene Ontology annotation, cellular component: plasma membrane. Gene Ontology annotation, molecular function: secondary active monocarboxylate transmembrane transporter activity. The coding region runs from base 1 to 1533 and encodes 510 amino acids.
AUGGUUGGGAACCGAGAGGAAUACUGGGUGCCCGAGGACUACGAUGGCAUGUCGGCGGGCCGCUACCUGGCCACGCGCUUCUCAUCGCUCAAGCCGCCCAUGCUCAACGUGCCCAAUCCGUUCAAGCUGCUGCGCAUGCUCAACCGCCAGCAAUGGUCCUUCUUCGCCAUUGCCUUCUGGGCCUGGACCUGGGACGCCUUUGACUUCUUCACCGUCUCCCUGACCGUGGGCGACCUGGCCAAGCAGUUUGGCAAGACCAACACGGACAUUACCUGGGGCAUCACGCUGGUGCUCAUGUUCCGAUCCGUGGGCUCGAUUGCGUUUGGUGUUGCCGCCGAUCGGUACGGCCGCAAGUGGCCGUUUAUCGUCAACAACCUGCUGUUUAUUGCUCUGGAACUGGGCACCGGCUUCUGCAACACUUACAAGCAGUUCCUCGCCUGUCGCGCGCUGUUUGGCAUUGCCAUGGGUGGUCUGUACGGAAACGCAGCCGCCACGGCUCUGGAAGACUGUCCGCAAGAGGCUCGCGGUAUCAUUAGCGGUAUCCUUCAGCAAGGUUACGCCUUUGGCUAUCUCCUAGCUGCUGCCUUCGCCCGCGGUCUCGUCAACACCACCUCCCACGGAUGGCGCCCCCUGUACUGGUUCGGCGCUUGCCCGCCCGUCAUCUUCAUCGCCUUCCGUCUGAUGAUGCCCGAGACCCAGACAUACCGCGAGCGCGAGCGCAUGCGCAUCGAGGCCGGCCGAAGCAGGAGCAGCGACGAGUCUGUCGGCAAGGUCUUCAUCACCGAGGGCAAGGUAGCACUCAAGCGCCACUGGCUCCUGUUGACCUACCUCGUUCUGCUCAUGGCCGGCUUCAACUUUAUGAGCCACGGAAGCCAGGAUCUGUACCCUACCAUGCUGACGAACCAGCUCGCCUUCAGCGCGGACAAGGUCACCGUCACGCAGGUCGUCGCUAACCUGGGCGCCAUGACCGGCGGCACCGUUGUUGGCUUCUUGAGCCAGUCUCUAGGCCGUCGCUUCAGCAUCGUCUGCUGCUGCAUCGUGGGCGGCGCCCUGCUGUACCCCUACACCUUUGUGCACGACACGUCCGUCAUGGCGGCCGCCUUCUUCCAGCAGUUCUGCGUGCAGGGCGCCUGGGGCGUCAUCCCCAUCCACCUGAUGGAGCUGUCUCCCGGCGCCUUCAGGACCUUUGUCGUCGGCACCGCCUACCAGCUGGGCAACCUGGUGUCCUCGGCCUCGUCCACCAUUGAGGCGCGCCUCGGCGAGCGCUUCCCCCUGCCCCCCACGGCCACCGGCGUCGCCCGCUACGACUACGGCAAGGUCAUUUGCAUCUUCAUGGGCUGCGUCUACGCCUACGUCAUCAUCCUGACCGUCCUGGGGCCCGAGCAGCUCCGCAAGAGCUUCGACGUUGCCUACGACCACGACGCGGCCGUGGUUGCCGGCUGGGACGACAAGCCCAAGGCAGUUCACGAAGAGGACUAUGAUGCUAAGGCGCGGGAUUCGACCGCGGAGAAGCAUCCUGUCGAGGAGGUUUAA